Coregonus sp. 'balchen' is the source of this 23816-nucleotide messenger RNA. The record is from the annotation of a GenBank genome assembly. Lineage: Eukaryota; Metazoa; Chordata; Actinopteri; Salmoniformes; Salmonidae.
GCCUCCACAAAACAGACAUGCUUUUACAGGGGCCAGACGCUACACAGACAAUCAGACAAGGUUUGUGUGUCUCUUUCUUCUACUAUGCUGCUUGGCUUUGAUGUGUUUGAUGGCUUUGUUGUAUGUUUGACAAUAGAUGGCUUUGUUUUUUCCUGUGCCACAGACUGUUAUUUCUGUGGUGAUGUGUUUCUGACACAUGGGGAAUGUUCCCAUAACAUGGGUCAUGAGCAGGUGGGAUAGUGUAUCCAGGGCACAUGUACUUGACCUUUUUAAACAUGGCCUGGCUUGAAAUGAUACUGUAAGAAAUGAUGGAGUGUGUUUGCUCAGCUGAAUGAGAAUCAAUUUAGCUUUGUAAAAAAGUGCCAUAAUUCACAGGAGUUCAGCCCCAUUUAGAGUGUUCUAAAUCUGUGUGGAGAAGUCUGCACUUUUAUCAUAGAUUUAAAGUGAGGAAAAAUAGUAUUUGAUCCCUGCUGAUUUUGUACGUUUGCCCACUGACAAAGAAAUGAUCAGUCUAUAAUUUUAAUGUUAGGUUGUAAUGUAAUGUUUAUUUGAACAGUGAGAGAAUAACAACAACCAAAUCCAGAAAAAAAACGCAUGUCAAAAAUGUUAUUAAUUGAUUUGCAUUUUAAUGAGGGAAAUAAGUAUUUGACCCCCUCUCAAUCAGAAAGAUUUCUGGCUCCCAGGUGUCUUUUAUACAGGUAACGAGCUGAGAUUAGGAGCACACUCUUAAAGGGAGUGCUUCUAAUCUCAGUUUGUUACCUGUAUAAAAGACACCUGCCCACAGAAGCAAUCAAUCAAUCAGAUUCCAAACUCUCCACCAUGGCCAAGACCAAAGAGCUCUCCAAGGAUGUCAGGGACAAGAUUGUAGACCUACACAAGGCUGGAAUGGGCUACGAGACCAUCGGCAAGCAGCUUGGUGAGAAGGUGACAACAGUUGGUGUGAUUAUUUGCAAAUGGAAGAAACACAAAAUAACUGUCAAUCUCCCUCGGCCUGGGGCUCCAUGCAAGAUCUCACCUCGUGGAGUGGCAAUGAUCAUGAGAACGGUGAGGAAUCAGCCCAGAACUACACGGGAGGAUCUUGUCAAUGAUCUCAAGGCAGCUGGGACCAAGGGUCACCAAGAAAACAAUUGGUAACACACUACGCCGUGAAGGACUGAAAUCCUGCAGUGCCCGCAAGGUCCCCUUGCUCAAGAAAGCACAUAUACAGGGCCGUCUGAAGUUUGCCAAUAAACAUCAGAAUGAUUCAGAGGAGAACUGGGUGAAAGUGUUGUGGUCAGAUGAGACCAAAAUCGAGCUCUUUGGCAUCAACUCAACUCGCUGUGUUUGGAGGAGGAGGAAUGCUGCCUAUGACCCCAAGAACACCAUCCCCACCGUCAAACAUGGAGGUGGAAACAUUAUGCUUUGGGGUGUUUUUCUGCUAAGGGGACAGGACAACUUCACCGCAUCAAAGGGACGAUGGACGGGGCCAUGUACCGUCAAAUCUUGGGUGAGAACCUCCUUCCCUCAGCCAGGGCAUUGAAAAUGGGUCGUGGAUGGUUAUUCCAGCAUGACAAUGACCCAAAACACACGGCCAAGGCAACAAAGGAGUGGCUCAAGAAGAAGCACAUUAAGGUCCUGGAGUGGCCUAGCCAGUCUCCAGACCUUAAUCCCAUAGAAAAUCUGUGGAGGGAGCUGAAGGUUCGAGUUGCCAAACGUCAGGCUCGAAACCUUAAUGACUUGGAGAAGAUCUGCAAAGAGGAGUGGAACAAAAUCCCUCCUGAGAUGUGUGCAAACCUGGUGGCCAACUACAAGAAACGUCUGACCUCUGUGAUUGCCAAAAAGGGUUUAGCCACCAAGUACUAAGUCAUGUUUUGCAGAGGGGUCAAAUACUUAUUUCCCUCAAUAAAAUGCAAAUCAAUUCAUAACAUUUUCGACAUGCGUUUUUCUGGAUUUUUUAGUUGUUAUUCUGUCUCUCACUGUUCAAAUAAACCUACCAUUAAAAUUAUAGACUGAUCAUGUCUUUUUCAGUGGGCAAACGUAUAAAAUCAGCAGGGGAUCAAAUACUUUUUUCCCUCACUGUAGCUGUCUUCCCUCUAAAGGCCUUUUAUUUCUGCACGCAGUUCAUUUCUGUGUUGAUUAAUUGGAAUGGGAACCGAAAGUUACUGGACAGGCAAUAGAACAUACCCUGUUGGAUUUCCUAUCUCAUUAAACCACUGUUAGAUCUGGUCAAACUGGAGGCGCUGAUGAGGGAGGGGGUGGAAAAGUGCUGCUUCUGAAAGUGCCCUGUAGUAGUUUUUUUUUAAUGGUUUUGUGCAAGGAGUGGAAGGGGAGAGUAGAUAAGUAGGCUAUUUGUUGAUAGCUACAGUAGGCUGUGGUUAGUUCAGUUUGUGAUGUAAUUUGAUAUGUCAACACAACCACCGCUCUUGAUCUCAUUUUCCACCAACUGGUGGUUGGAGGGGAGGGGGGGGGGGUUCUGACCCUGAUUGGAGUGAUGUGGAUCUGACCCUGAUUAGAAGCUGGUUCAUGAAUAGGUGAUGUAACACCUCACGUGUGGUAUUGGUGCGACUGCUGUGAUCAGUGAGGUUUGUUUCUGUGUGUGUGUGUGUGUGUGUGUGUGUGUGUGUGUGUUUGUGUGUGUGUGUGUGUGUGCAUACAUUUGCACAAAUGUACAUUAAGAUUAUGCAGCGGGGGCCCCUUUCCAUUUAAUGCACUCAAACCAUAUGAAACCUUGACGGAAAUGUCACGCUUGCCCAACCAUGCACACUCUCUGUAAACUGAAUCAGGACAUUUAUUUCAACUCCAACAGCUGUUAAAUCUGCUUGAUUUGUAUGUUGAAUCAUUAUGCGAUAUCCACUGAGUUCAGACAUGAUGAUAUCAAAUCAAAUCAAAUCAAAUUUUAUUGGUCACAUGUGCCGAAUACAACAGGUGCAGACAUUGCAGUGAAAUGCUUACUUACAGCCCUUAACCAACAGUGCAUUUAUUUUAAACAAAAAAAGUAAGAAUAAAACAACAACAACAAAAAAGUGUUGAGAAAAAAAGAGCAGAAGUAAAAUAAAGUGACAGUAGGGAGGCUAUAUAUACAGUAAAAUAAAGUGACAGUAGGGAGGCUAUAUAUACAGGGGGGUACCGUUGCAGAGUCAAUGUGCGGGGGCACCGGCUAGUUGAGGUAGUUGAGGUAAUAUGUACAUGUGGGUAGAGUUAAAGUGACUAUGCAUAAAUACUUAACAGAGUAGCAGCAGCGUAAAAAGGAUGGGGUGGGGGGGCAGUGCAAAUAGUCCGGGUAGCCAUGAUUAGCUGUUCAGGAGUCUUAUGGCUUGGGGGUAGAAGCUGUUGAGAAGUCUUUUGGACCUAGACUUGGCACUCCGGUACCGCUUGCCGUGCGGUAGCAGAGAGAACAGUCUAUGACUAGGGUGGCUGGAGUCUUUGACAAUUUUGAGGGCCUUCCUCUGACACCGCCUGGUAUAGAGGUCCUGGAUGGCAGGGAGCUUUGCCCCAGUGAUGUACUGGGCCGUACGCACUACCCUCUGUAGUGCCUUGCGGUCAGAGGCCAAGCAGUUGCCAUACCAGGCGGUGAUGCAACCAGUCAGGAUGCUCUCGAUGGUGCAGCUGUAGAAUUUUUUGAGGAUCUGAGGACCCAUGCCAAAUCUUUUUAGUCUCCUGAGGGGGAAUAGGCUUUGUCGUGCCCUCUUCACGACUGUCUUGGUGUGUUUGGACCAUGAUAGUUCGUUGGUGAUGUGGACACCAAGGAACUUGAAGCUCUCAACCUGUUCCACUACAGCCCCGUCGAUGAGAAUGGGGGCGUGCUCAGUCCUCUUUUUUUUCCUGUAGUCCACAAUCAUCUCCUUUGUCUUGGUCACGUUGAGGGAGAGGUUGUUGUCCUGGCACCACCGGAAGUCACGAGCAGCAGUCUGAGUUGAAUGUACAGUGAGGGAAAAAGGAUUUGAUCCCCUGCUGAUUUUGUACGUUUGCCCACUGACAAAGAAAUUAUCAGUCUAUAAUUUGAAUGGUAGGUUUAUUUGAACAGUGAGAGACAGAAUAACAACAAAAAAAUCCAGAAAAACGCAUGUCAAAAAUGUUAUAAAUUGAUUUGCAUUUGCAUGGAAAUAAGUAUUUGACCCCUCUGCAAAACAUGAUUUAGUACUUGGUGGCAAAACCCUUGUUGGCAAUCACAGAGGUCAGAUGUUUCUUGUAGUUGGCCACCAGGUUUGCACACAUCUCUGGAGGGAUUUUGUCUCACUCCUCUUUGCAGAUCUUCUCCGAGUCAUUAAGAUUUCGAGGCUGACGUUUGGCAACUCGAACCUUCAGCUCCCUCCACAGAUUUUCUAUGGGAUUAAGUUCUGGAGACUGGCUAGGCCACUCCAGGACCUUAAUGUGCCUCUUCUUGAGCCACUCCUUUGUUACCUUGGCCAUGUGUUUUGGGUCAUUGUCAUGCUGGAAUACCCAUCCACGACCCAUUUUCAAUGCCCUGGCUGAGGGAAGGAGGUUCUCACCCAAGAUUUGACGGUACAUGGCCCCGUCCAUCGUCCCUUUGAUGCGGUGAAGUUGUCCUGUCCCCUUAGCAGAAAACCCCCCCAAAGCAUAAUGUUUCCACCUCCAUGUUUGACAGUGGGGAUGGUGUUCUUGGGGUCAUAGGCAGCAUUCCUCCUCCUCCAAACACGGCGAGUUGAGUUUAUGCCAAAGAGCUCCAUUUUGGUCUCAUUUGACCACAACACUUUCACCCAGUUCUCCUCUGAAUCAUUUAGAUGUUCACUGGCAAACUUCAGACGGCCCAGUAUAUGUGCUUUCUUGAGCAGGGGGACCUUGCGGGCGCUGCAGGAUUUCAGUCCUUCACGGCGUAGUGUGUUACCAAUUGUUUUCUUGGUGACUAUGGUCCCAGCUGCCUUGAGAUCAUUGACAAGAUCCUCCCGUGUAGUUCUGGGCUGAUUCCUCACCGUUCUCAUGAUCAUUGCAACUCCACGAGGUGAGAUCUUGCAUGGAGCCCCAGGCCAAGGGAGAUUGACAGUUAUUUUGUGUUUCUUCCAUUUGCGAAUAAUCGCACCAACUGUUGUCACCUUCUCACCAAGCUGCUUGGCGAUGGUCUUGUAGCCCAUUCCAGCCUUGUGUAGGUCUACAAUCUUGUCCCUGACAUCCUUGGAGAGCUCUUUGGUCUUGGCCAUGGUGGAGAGUUUGGAAUCUGAUUGAUUGAUUGCUUCUGUGGACAGGUGUCUUUUAUACAGAUAACAAGCUGAGAUUAGGAGCACUCCCUUUAAGAGUGUGCUCCUAAUCUCAGCUCGUUACCUGUAUAAAAGACACCUGGGAGCCAGAAAUCUUUCUGAUUGAGAGGGGGUCAAAUACUUAUUUCCCUCAUUAAAAUGCAAAUCAAUUUAUAACAUUUUUGACAUGCGUUUUUCUGGAUUUUUUUGUUGUUAUUCUGUCUCUCACUGUUCAAAUAAACCUACCAUUAAAAUUAUAGACUGAUCAUGUCUUUGUCAGUGGGCAAACGUACAAAAUCAGCAGGGGAUCAAAUACUUUUUUCCCUCACUGUAUAUUUAAAUGUAUAUUUAAAUGUGCCUGAGGAGCAGAAGGAAGUGAGUAGCUCUGUCACAUGAUGCAUUUUCAGUGUGAGAAGUCAAACCUCCGCAAUCAGAACACUUCCUAUUUUGACUUCUGAAGGUAAGAGGAUAUAUAUUAUCUAUGAGUAAGGCUGUGAUUUAGCUACAAAAACACUGCUGUUCAUUUGAAUUGGUGUGAAUUGUGAAAUGACAAACACUUUGGGAAGUUAGUUUAGACUCCUGGUUUUGGUGUCAGGUCAUCAGUGUAGAUGGUUGUGUGAGAUUAGUGCUCUUUAAUUGUCAGUUAGGCUAGCGUGCAGCUCUCUGAUUUAUUAAUGUGAUGGCCUAUACUGUGAGAAGAUUAAACUCAUAACAUGUCAAUUGGUUAAAUUAUGUUGCUGCAGGAUUAUUUUCCUGCUGUGAGAAACUGGUCAAAUUCAGAUCCUACAUCCUAGGUUGGUUUGUGUUUCAACAAAGAUCUUCAAUGUUAAAAUAUUCAAUUAUUUUGAGCUGCUGGCUUAGUGUGGGGGAUAUAUAGGACCCUUCCAUGUUCCUGUUCCAUCUGUCUGAGCGCGAGAUGUCCUAUCUGUGCAACCCACUGAUCUUAGAGGACACAGAUUAUCUGUGCUGUGUGACACACAUGGCCCUCAGCUACACACCACAGCCAGAACCAUGGCCAAGUGGUUUCAGCCAUCCAAUUGCCUGUGGCACCGGGACCAAAUAGGUUUUUAAUGGCUGAAUGCUGAACAGGAUGCUGCACUGACUGCAUAACAAUGUGCUCAUAUGAUCAGAGUAAGUCGCUCUGGAUAAGAGCGUCUGCUAAAUGACUAAAAUGUCAAUGUAAAUUCGAGCACUCCGUGGUUGUGUAGAUAUGGGUGGAUAUAGUCAGGUUUGUCAUGGUAUGCUGUUUAGGCUAGCUGUUUGACCAUUCACUCUGAUACUUACUUGUGGAAGCAGUGGUAGCCUACAGGACUGAUGUUUCUGCUGAUGUGUGUUUCUGCCCCACAGUCUGCUUAUCACAAUGUGUGUUCCAUUUCCUGUGAUUUCAGGUCAUUGACCUCCCAAUACAUUCCAUGGUCUGACACACGAUGUAGAGGGAGGCAAACGCUGACAGACUCUACUUGAGUGUUUGAUCUAGAGUAACCUCCCCAUUUUGCCAAGAAUGCAGUCGUAACUCAGAAGGCCUUUUUUGACUUGCCCUGAGUUCACUUGAAUUUGUUCUGCAUUCAAUGGUUUUGCCUGUGGCUAAGCAUUUUCCUCAUGGUGACUUCGGGAAACUCAGAGCCUGCCCCUAAGACAUUAUUUAAAAUGCACACAGCAUGAGAGAGGCAUGCAGAUAUAACUAAUGGUCAAGAUGUUGAUGAUGGUGCUAAUCAACAGUGGUCUAAAUAUUUACGUUAAUCUUGAUUAUAAUGAUAACACAACGAUCAACUUAGUUGGAAAACUGAUUUCCUUCAACCAAUCAAGAAAGCCCUUAACAUCUACAAAUCCACAAGGACUAGACUAAGAAAUAUCCUUGUGCAUAUUGACUCUCAUGAUGAAGUCUCUGCUCCUUCUUAUCAUGCCUGACAUCAUGCGUCUGUGUGUUGUGUUGUGUUUGUAAUUAUAGGCGUGUCGCGACUUCCUGGACCUAGCGGAGACCCACAGCAGGAGAUGGCAGCGGGCGCUGCAGUAUGAGAGAGAGCAGCGUAUCCACCUGGAGGAGACCAUAGAGCAGCUAGCCAAGCAGCACAACAGUCUGGAGAGAGCCUGGAGAGAGGCCCCCACACUCUCUGCCAACACGCCCAGCGCCCCCACCACCAAGAAGGGUAAGGCCCCUUAGCCUGGCCUCCUAGUCCAUAGUCCUUAGGGCUUUAGACUAACAGGCCUCUGUGAAUUUGUGGAAAUAGGACAUGUAAGCCAUGUCAGAUGGUUUUGAAUUAGAUUGUCUCUGUAAUUAAGGAUUUGACUGGAAGAGACAUUUCUUAUGAGUAGCAUGUUACUAAUAGUAUUGAAAUGGGCAUAAUCACCUCUCCAUCGGGAUAGCCAUUCUAGUGUAUCAGAGUAGAUGUGUAUCACACAGGAAUGGAUGGAUAUAGAAGUAUUAUUUGUCAGUCUGAAGUUAUAUUGAAGUUUGAGUUUUUCCUCCCCUCUUGUCAGGAAUUGAGUUCAGUACUUAGUUAGCCUGCAGGGACGUUACCUAUUAAAGCCAAUUAUCCAUAAUUAAUCUCCAUGGGUUGUUGAUUAGCUACUGUAACCUACUGUACCUUCCCCUCCACAAAUCAUGUGAUUACUGCUGCACCAAUCUAGAGCAUGGUGUGUGUUCUCUCUCUCAGGAGGGAGUGAGAGGCCGCAGAAAGGGGAGGCGAGUGAUGAAGAUGAGGAGACAGAGUACUUUGACGCCAUGGAGGACUCCCCUGCCUUUAUCACAGUGACCGCCACUGAAAACACACAGCACAGGUCAGUCAGUCAGUCUCACCCUAUGGCCUGUACAGUGAACUCCCUGACUGGCCUCCCUCUGCUCUUCACAUCCACCUAAAUGGAUCAUGGAUGUUUAGUUUGGUAUUAGUCUGUCUUUAGACUGAUUCAGUGUGAAUAGACUAUGUGAUAAAUACAAAGAUGUGAUGACUUGAUUGUGCCUGUUGAUGGAUUCUGUAGUGUUUAAACCAGAGCAUCUGUCAAGCCCAGAGCCAUACGGUACACCCAUUAUUGCCUGUGUAUGACUCAUUCCCUUUACAUCAGCAGCUCAAUAAACCCCCAGCACAUUCUUCCCUCUGUGCUCAUAAUCUCUCUCACACACUCACACUCACACUCACACUCACACUCACACACACACACACACACACACACACACACACACACACACACACACACACACACACACGCACGUAAACAGCACACACACACGCACAUAAACAGCACACACACAGCAGACACACACACAAACACACACUUACUUGCUGGUACGGUGGCAGUGUCUGCGACGUCUGUCUGUCUGUCCUGUGCUGGCUCUGGCACUAUUAACAGCUCUAUGAUAAGAUAGCUCAUUCCCCAUACUGCUCUUCUACCUGGGAAUUAACCAGACUUUGAAGCCCAGCCACUUCUCCCUUUACUUCAACACCUGCUGUCUCGCAGGACUCUUUCCCUGUGAGGAGAACAGUUUCUGUUUUCCAGAUACAUACUCUGCUCCUCUCCAGCUCAGACACAUCUAUCCACCACUAACAGAACAACUCAGAGACCGAUCAGUGCUGAAUAGAGCCACCCAUCUCUGUCUGUCUGCCUGCCUUCCGUUUGUUUUGGUUAUUUUGUGUGUCUUCAGUGUGUGUGUGGGUGGGUGGGUUUUGUGUGCGUGCAUGUGUGUGCAUUUGUGUGUGUAUGUGCGUGUGUCAGUUGUUGUUAAGAUGAUGUUCCUCUUCCAGGUGUUCUCAGAGUAACCUGAGUGGAGCGAGUGGAGGCCAUACCAAUGAUUGGAACCAGGACAAUGUGAGUGUCUCUCCUCCAAGCAGCUCUCAGUAAUGAUCCACAUGCCUGUCGACACACUAAGCUUGUUAACCACCUCACUGUAGAUUCACGCUUGUCAAUGUUUGUGAAGCGCUUUGUGUUAUUUUUAGCCUGUUUCCAAUUGUUGUUUUCAAGCAUCAUGUUAAGGAAAUUUGCAUAUCACAAACUAUAACUUGGGGCAUGUUUUUUUACACACACACACACUUGCAUGUUUUUACCACACAAAUGAACACACGCUCACAGGCUCUCUUUGUGUGUGUACUCCCUGUGCCCUGUUCCCCUGCAGUGCUGGAGAUGCACAGCUGCUCUCUCUGUCAUUUCUCUGGAUUUUAAUUACCAGUCAGACAUCUGCUCUCCCGAUUCCCUCUCUCUCAUUCUCCUCUCUUAUUCCCUCUUUCUUUCUCUAUCUGUGUCACUCUACUUCCAAAUGGUGACUCACUGAGUCCCUGACAAGCUGUCCAUAGUUAAGCUAGAUUUCUCUUCACAGCAUUCUAUGAUGUUAACAAAUCUAAAGUUAGACGUUUGUCUCUUUCACUCCUUCCCCAUCUCUCUCUCUCGCCCUCUCUAUCUUUCUCUCUCUCUCUCUCUUUCUCUCUCUCUCUCUCUCGCUCUCCUCUCUCUGUCUCUCCUCCUCUCUCGCUCUCUCUCUCUGUCCUGUCUUCUCUCUUCUCUCUCUGUUUCUCUCUUCUGUCGCUUUUUCUCUCUCUCUCUCGUCUCUCUCCCUCUCUCUCUCGCUCUCGUCUCUCGUCUCUUUCUCUCUUUCGCCCUCUCUCUCUCUCUCUCGCUCUCUCUCUCUCUCUAUUGCUCUCUCUCUCUCUAUCUCUCUCUCCCUCAGGUGUCUCCUAGCUGUAAGGAUUCUGGGAAGGAGCUGCAGCCCCUCAGAAGGAGGCGGAGCCACAUCCCAGACAAGCCCAACUACUCCCUCAACCUGUGGAGCAUCAUGAAGAAUUGCAUCGGCAAGGAACUCUCCAAGAUCCCCAUGCCUGUGAGUGUGUGUGGCAUGCUUGUGUCCAUGUAGUAGAAUGAGCCUGGGUGUGAGUGUUUGAGAGUGGAGAGAGUGGCAUCCCAAUAGUGUGCCAUUGGGGACUUAUCCAAAAUGUGCAAGUCAAUGACAACUCUUGUAACCAUUACAAUCUGUCUGUCUGUCUGUCUUGUCUGUCCCCCCCAUGCAGGUGAACUUCAACGAGCCUCUGUCCAUGCUGCAGCGGCUGACAGAGGACCUGGAGUACCAUGAGCUGCUGGACAAGGCGGCGCGCUGCGAGAGCUCCCUGGAGCAGCUGUGUCUGGUUGCAGCCUUCUCUGUGUCCUCCUACUCCACCACCGUCCACCGCACAGCCAAGCCCUUCAACCCCCUGCUGGGGGAGACCUAUGAGCUGGACCGCCUGGACGACUUCGGCUACCGCUCGCUGUGUGAGCAGGUACACACAGAGACAGAGAUACAGUACAAUAUGACGCUGAGACAAACACAGAAAAAUACUCCAUGUAUUUGUAGACGGCACUGCCAUUUAGUGCCUCUGCUGUACAUACAAGCCAUUAUACACAACAGUUCCAAUCAUUGACAUACUAUAUCUAGAGCAGUGAUCUUCCUUUGAACAUGUAAAUAACCUUUUCCCCUCACCCCCACUCUGUAGGUGAGCCAUCACCCCCCAGCAGCAGCUCACCAUGUGAUUUCUCAGCGGGGCUGGAGCCUCUGGCAGGAAAUCACCAUAGCCAGCAAGUUCCGUGGCAAAUACCUCUCCAUAAUGCCUCUGGGUGCGUUUGCUGAAUACGUAUUCACCAUGUACUGAUCACUGUCAACACACUCUAUGCAAAUAAAGGUCUCAUGACGGUGUAUACAGUUGAAGUCGGAAGUUUACAUACACCUUAGCCAAAUACAUUUAAACUCAGUUUUUCACAAUUCCUGACAUUUAAUCCUAGUAAAAAUGUCCUGUCUUAGGUCAGUUAGGAUCACCACUUUAUUUUAAGAUUGUGAAAUGUCAGAAUAAUAGUAGAGAGAAUGAUUUAUUUCAGCUUUUAUUUCUUUCAUCACAUUCCCAGUGGGUCAGAAGUUUACAUACACUCGAUUUGUAUUUGUUAGCAUUGCUUUUAAAUGGUUUAACUUGCCUUCCACAAGCUUCCCACAAUAAGUUGGGUGAAUUUUGGCCCAUUCCUCCUGACAGAGCUGGUUUAACUGAGUCAGGUUUGUAGGCCUCCUUGCUCGCACAUGCUUUUUCAGUUCUGCCCACAAACUUUCAGUAGGAUUGAGGUCAGGGCUUUGUGAUGGCCACUCCAAUACCUUGACUUUGUUGUCCUUAAGCCAUUUUGCCACAACUUUGGAAGUAUGCUUGGGGUCAUUGUCCAUUUGGAAGACCCAUUUGCGACCAAGCUUUAACUUCCUGACUGAUGUCUUGAGAUGUUGCUUCAAUAUAUCCACAUAAUUUUCCUUCCUCAUUAUGCCAUCUAUUUUGUGAAGUGCACCAGUCCCUCCUGCAGCAAAGCACCCCCACAGCAUGAUGCUUCCUCCCCCGUGCUUCAAGGUUGGGGUGGUGUUCUUCGGCUUGCAAGCUCCCCCUUUUUCCUCCAAAUAUAACGAUGGUCAUUAUGGCCAAACAGUUCUAUUUUUGUUUCAUCAGACCAGAGGACAUUUCUCCAAAAAGUACUAUUGUUUGUACAGAUGAACGUGGUGCCUUCAGGCAUGUGGAAAUUGCUCCCAAGGAUGAACCAGACUUGUGGAGGUCUACAAUUUGUUUUCUGAGGUCUUGGCUGAUUUCUUUUGAUUUUCCCAUGAUGUCAAGCAAAGAGGCACUGAGUUUGAAGGUAGGCCUUGAAAUACAUCCACAGGUACAUCUCCAAUUGACUCAAAUGAUGUAAAUUAGCCUAUCAGAAGCUUCUAAAGCCAUGACAUCAUUUUCUGGAAUGUUCCAAGCUGUUUAAAGGCACAGUCAACUUAGUGUAUGUAAAUUUCUGACCCACUGGAAUUGUGAUACAGUGAAUUAUAAGUGAAAUAAUCUGUCUGUAAACAAUUGUUGGAAAAAUUACUUGUGUCAUGCAGAAAGUAGAUGUCCUAACCGACUUGCCAAAACUAUAGUUUGUUAACAAGAAACUUGUGGAGUGGUUGAAAAACAAGUUUUAAUGACUCCAACCUAAGUCUAUGUAAACUUCCGACUUCAACUGUAUAUUUAUAUACAGUGGGGAGAACAAGUAUUUGAUACACUGCCGAUUUUGCAGGUUUUCCUACUUACAAAGCAUGUAGAGGUCUGUAAUUUUUAUCAUAGGUACACUUCAACUGUGAGAGACGGAAUCUAAAACAUCUAAAAAUCCAGAAAAUCACAUUGUAUGAUUUUUAAGUAAUUAAUUUGCAUUUUAUUGCAUGACAUAAGUAUUUGAUACAUCAGAAAAGCAGAACUUAAUAUUUGGUACAGAAACCUUUGUUUGCAAUUACAGAGAUCAUACGUUUCCUGUAGGUCUUGACCAGGUUUGCACACACUGCAGCAGGGAUUUUGGCCCACUCCUCCAUACAGACCUUCUCCAGAUCCUUCAGGUUUCGGGGCUGUCGCUGGGCAAUAUGGACUUUCAGCUCGCUCCAAAGAUUUUCUAUUGGGUUCAGGUCUGGAGACUGGCUAGGACACUCCAGGACCUUGAGAUGCUUCUUACGGAGCCACUCCUUAGUUGCCCUGGCUGUGUGUUUCGGGUCGUUGUCAUGCUGGAAGACCCAGCCACGACACAUCUUCAAUGCUCUUACUGAGGGAAGGAGGUUGUUGGCCAAGAUCUCGCGAUACAUGGCCCCAUCCAUCCUCCCCUCAAUACGGUGCAGUCGUCCUGUCCCCUUUGCAGAAAAGCAUCCCCAAAGAAUGAUGUUUCCACCUCCAUGCUUCACGGUUGGGAUGGUGUUCUUGGGGUUGUACUCAUCCUUCUUCUUCCUCCAAACACGGCGAGUGGAGUUUAGACCAAAAAGCUCUAUUUUUGUCUCAUCAGACCACAUGACCUUCUCCCAUUCCUCCUCUGGAUCAUCCAGAUGGUCAUUGGCAAACUUCAGACGGGCCUGGACAUGCGCUGGCUUGAGCAGGGGGACCUUGCGUGCGCUGCAGGAUUUUAAUCCAUGACGGCGUACUGUGUUACUAAUGGUUUUCUUUGAGACUGUGGUCCCAGCUCUCUUCAGGUCAUUGACAAGGUCCUGCCGUGUAGUUCUGGGCUGAUCCCUCACCUUCCUCAUGAUCAUUGAUGCCCCACGAGGUGAGUUCUUGCAUGGAGCCCCAGACCGAGGGUGAUUGACCGUCAUCUUGAACUUCUUCCAUUUUCUAAUAAUUGCACCAACAGUUGUUGCCUUCUCACCAAGCUGCUUGCCUAUUGUCCUGUAGCCCAUCCCAGCCUUGUGCAGGUCUACAAUUUUAUCCCUGAUGUCCUUACACAGCUCUCUGGUCUUGGCCAUUGUGGAGAGGUUGGAGUCUGUUUGAUUGAGUGUGUGGACAGGUGUCUUUUAUACAGGUAACGAGUUCAAACAGGUGCAGUUAAUACAGGUAAUGAGUGGAGAACUUGAGGGCUUCUUCAAGAAAAACUAACAGGUCUGUGAGAGCCAGAAUUCUUACUGGUUGGUAGGUGAUCAAAUACUUAUGUCAUGCAAUAAAAUGCAAAUUAAUUACUUAAAAAUCAUACAAUGUGAUUUUCUGGAUUUUAGAUUCUGUCUCUCACAGUUGAAGUGUACCUAUGAUCAAAAUUACAGACCUCUACAUGCUUUCUAAGUAGGAAAACCUGCAAAAUCGGCAGUGUAUCAAAUACUUGUUCUCCCCUCUGUAGGUGGGAACACUGGGAUCUCUCUGUAGGUCAGGUCUCUGAACCGCCAGGCAGCCUCAGCACCACAUCUGUCCUCCCUGUUCCUCCAAUUCACUCACUAGGCCAUAGAUGGAGACCAGUGUGAAAAUGAAUAUGUGGACCCCUGUGACAUAUAACCUCUGGGUGUAUAGGGAGGGUUGUUUUCUACUGAGAUGCGCUGUUCUACUGAGAUUAAUAGAUCCCACAGAUUUGAUUGAUACAUAUCCCAUAACAUGAAGCCAUGCUAUUCAUUUGAACUAUAAAUAAUAUAAUCUUGUAUGUUUAUUGUGAGCCUAGUGAGAUUUAAGUAAGUAAAGUCAUUAAUAUGUGACAACAGAGUAUAAGGCCUAGAUUCAAUCAGAUCAAACGUUAACCGACGAUAGCCGACACUCGCAUAGUGGAUGUUCUGGCGCUGUCGAAGGUGGAACUGUGUUGGAGCCGUCAAAUCGGUGAGCAGCUGCUCUUGCGAUCAUUGUCACAAAGCCCCACUCGCAUUAGAAAUAAUAGGCUCUAUAGAAAUAAUUACGCUCAAAUGUAAAAAUCAUUAAAGUAAAUAAUGAGGAUUUCUAUCAUCCUAAUCGAGGUGUAGAUUACAUCUCACAUUCCAUUGUUCAAACUUGUAAACAAGGCUGCAUGGGAUUUCUGUUAAUGCGACUCUGUGCAACCAAUGGCAAUGUCUGCUUUUGGUAUAAUGCCGGGAGCCACUUGUGGAUUUGACAGCUCUAACGCAGUUCCACCUCCGACAAGGUCAAAACAACCGCUAUGCGGAUGUCGGCUAAAGUGGAUCUGAUUGAAUAAAGCCCUAAGUGUGUGAGUGCAGUGAUAGUCCCAUCCUCUUCUUCUCAGCUACUCCCCUGCAUUACCAGGCCAAGUCCCUGCAGGUAGGACUGACCUUGUUUACAAAGGAACCAAAAUAAGAACCUCAGAAUAUCAACCAAAACACAUUACAUUGUAAUGCCAUGGUACUAACACUAAGAGAGAACACACAGAUAUCGAUUUCAUUUUUAUUGUCACUCUUUCUAUGACUGCAUUUCAUCCCCACCACUCAAUCUCUCAAUUAUAUCUCAAUGUUCCCUCCUUUUUUGUCCCUUCCCUCUUCCCAGGUGCCAUUCACCUGCAGUUCCACUCCAGUGGGAACCACUAUGUGUGGAGGAAGGUGACCUCCACCGUGCACAACAUCAUUGUGGGCAAGCUGUGGAUUGACCAGGUGUGUCUACUAACUACAUCAUGGGGUCUUACUCAGUGUGUUAGAGGUGUCCGUCUCUCUAUCUCUGGCAGCUAGCUACCUCUUGUAUAUUUCCGGUGUUCCUGUAGCUGUUUGUAAUGUAAUCCAGGCCACUGGAAUGAGUGUUGUGUAGAGGCAGAUUUAAAUCGGAACAGAACAGAACAACAUAGCACAUGAAUAAGCCUGCCUGUGGUCUCUAGAGGUUUCUUCCCCUUUCAUCUCUAAUAAUGCCCUCCCCUCUCUCUGAGAUGACCCAAUUAUAGUCUGUAACUGUCUGUCUGUCUGUCUGUAGUACUACUCGGUACUCUAUACCAGAGUUUCCCUGGGGCCCCCCCUGGAUGCACGUUUUGGUUUUUGCCCUAGCGCUACACCACUGAUUCAAUAAUCAAUGAGGAGAGGGUUAUUUCAAUCAGCUUUGUAGUGCUAAGGCAAAAAACUAAACGUGCACCCCCCCCCGGGUGUUAGGGCCCCAGGACUGAGUUUGGGAAACCCUGCUCUAUACCAUUCCCUCACUGGAGGAGGAGGAGGAAGAAGAAGGGGGAGAAAGGGGCCAGGGAAUAAACUCUAGCAUAUGGUAGAAUAUGGCACACUCACAAACAGCUUCUGGUUUACCAGUCCCUAAUGCACACCUUAGUGUCAGUUUUAUAUAGAGCUUCAUACUACAAUCCCAUUACAUCACUGAGGCUGACUGAAUGUACAGACCAUAGAAUCAGGAAUUAGAAUACUAGAAUGGACAUGAACCUUCUUAUGAUGGAAUAAAGGUCAGCCAUUUUGGUCAGGGAGUUGGUCAACCAUGGUUUGCCAGUGCUGUGAUAAGAUAUUGUGUAAAAUAAUGAAUUUGAAGAAUUUAUCUUCACUGUUUUAGCUAGCUAGACAGUUUUAGAGGAAUGAUUGCGUACAUUUUUUAAAUUAACUGCCAAUAUGCCAGCAUUCCAUUCAAACAAUCCAAUCAAUCCACAGCCAUACACUGGCUGAAAUCAGUUGAUGAUAGGACUUGCAACAAGUACUGACAUUGUAUCAUACAAUAGCACUCACAGCUUUCCAAGAAAACAGAAAUUGAGACAUUUAUAAUCUGUUUACAUAUAUUUGAGAGGCUAUUUAUACAGAACAUUUGUAUAAAACCUGUAUAAACUCUAUUUAUAUAUAUAUAAAAUUUUAGGUUAACAAUAAUUCUAUAACACAAUUUCUGAUAUAUCACAUGCUUCAUUUUUAUUUUCCUGCAUAAGUAAAAUCAGGAUUAUGCCUCUACUGCCAUUCAUUCCAAUUAGACUGGUUUGGAUUUCUCCCUGACCAAUAUGGCUGUAAUUUCAUAAGAUCUCUAUGGUACAGAUACUGUUCUGAUGCAGCUGUGGAAUGUUGAGAUGUUAGUGGUUCUUUCUAUCCUUCUGAACUGAUGAUGACUCAUCAGUUGUUUCUGUAUGCAAUAUGCAUGAAUGCUAUUGAUGCUUACCAGCAAUUCUCUACUAUCCAUUCCUUCUCUUUCAUUCUGUCUUCCAUCCCAUUCUACCCUCGCUUCUCCCUCUCCUUCUCUAUCCCUCCCACUGUCGAUGGGCAGUCAGGGGACAUUGAGAUAGUCAACCACAGGACCAUGGAGACGUGCCAGCUGAAGUUCUCCCCCUACAGCUAUUUCUCCAGGGAUGUCCCACGCAAGGUACAUGUUACCACCAUCACCCUCUAAUUAGCCCUGGCUGAAACCUGACUGUGGCAUGAUGAGUUUGUAGGCUCGGUUGUCACAUUGUUGUGGGCUGCCCCCUGCUGGAUAGUACAAGCAAAUGUAUCAUUUUUCAAUUGACCAUUAUUUCAUAAUAGUUGUUUAUGAUAAACUAUGGAGGGAUAUUGUAUUAUUUUCUACAUACGGAAUUAUACAUUUCCUCACCCCCCUCUCCUCUAUCUGUGUGUUUGUGUUGUCUAGGUAACGGGGGUGGUGUCAGACAGUGGAGGGCAGGCCCACUACAUCCUGUCUGGCACGUGGGAUGAUAAGAUCGAGAGCUCCAAGAUCGUCCAGAGCAGCAAAGGGGGCAGCGGCUCCGAGGGCAAGCAAAAGACUGUCUACCAGACCCUGUCCCCCAAACUACUGUGGAAGAAAUACCCUCUCCCGUAAGCACUGUCCAGCACAACAGUUUAUACAGUAACACAGAUCACGCACUAAGCCUACGAUGCACCUCAUACAAAAACACUGACUUGUAAAGAAUACUACAUUACAGAGCAACUGCUCUCCCCUCUCCCCCACUUCCUCCCUAUUCCCUCUCUCUCCCUCUCUCUCCCUCUGUCAGGGAUAACGCUGAGAACAUGUACUUCUUCUCAUCGCUGGCGCUGACGUUGAAUGAGCCGGAGGAUGGGGUGGGGCUGACGGACAGCCGACUGAGACCGGACCAGAGGCUGAUGGAAGCAGGGAGAUGGGACGAGGCCAACUCUGAGAAACAGAGACUAGAGGAGAAACAGAGAGCUGUGAGGAGGAGGAGAGAGGCGGAGGCCACAGACGCACUGGACAACGGUAAGACACACAGAGAGAGAGGGAGAGAGAGUGGGCAGGGUGGAGAGCGGGAGAAAGGUAAGGGAGAGUUGACAGAGAAACAUACUGAUAAAAAGGAGCUGGGUGUAGAAGUGGGGAGAGAGGACACUUCAGACAGUCCAUAAGAAGGGCUGGAUUGAUUGUGAGGGAUUUCUAGAAAGUAUUUAUUCAGUCACAUAACUUUGAAUCAUUCCUCCAGGUCCCCUGGCCUUUAUGUAAAUGAUUAUGACAAGAACAGUAUUACCUGGAGUGAGCCUCACGGCAAAUGGAGGGGUAAUGACAGGUCAAGUAGAGGAAAAGAACAGAUUAGGAUUGAAGUGAAGCGCUAAUGGAGGCUACUAGGGGGAGAGUGUAGAGAGAGGACACAGCAGACACUUAUAAUCCUGGUAACGUUGUUAAAGUCCAACACUCUGUGUAGCACUGUGACCUAUUGUAGGCUGUAUUUGAUGUACCCAUGACACGUCUCUCUUUUCCUCUCUCUGUUGGUGGUCAGAGUGUGAUUAUGAUGACUCUGGUGAGUGGGGGUGGCCUUGCGUCCCGCUGUUGUGCAUCACCCUCCCCCACCCCCAUCUUUUUUGUGUUGACCCUCCCCUUUGUGGUGGAAAUACUUAAGUAAAAGUAAAGAUACACUAUAUAUACAAAGUAUGUGGACACCCCUUCAAAAUUGUGGAUAUGACUAUUUCAGCCACACCGUUGCUGACUGACAGGUGUAUAAAAUUGAGCACACAGCCAUACAAUCUCCAUAGACAAACAUUGGCAGUAGAAUGGCCUUACUGAAGAGCUCAGUGACUUUCAACGUGGCACCGUCAUAGGAUGCCACCUUUCCAACAAGUCAGUUUGUCAAAUUUCUGCCCUGCUAGAGCUGCCACGGUCAACUGUAAGUGCUGUUAUUGUGAAGUGGAAACGUUUAGGAGCAACAACGGCUAAGCCGCGAAGUGUUAGGCCACACAAACUCACAGAAUGGGACCACGAGUGCUGAAGCACGUAGCGCAUAAAAACGUCUGUCCUCGGUUGCAACACUCUACCGAGUUCCAAACUGCCUCUGGAAGCAACGUCAGCACAAGAACUGUUCGUCGGGAGCUUCAUGAAAUGGGUUUCCAUGGCCGAGCAGCCACACACAAGCCUAAGUUCACCAUGCGCAAUGCCAAACGUCGGCUGGAGUGGUGUAAAGCUCGCCGCCAUUGGACUCUGGAGCAGGGGCGGUGUGUUCAAUAGGGCGAUAUGGGCGACGCACUGCCAAACGGGAAAAGGAAGGGAUUUUUUUUCUAAUCAAUUAUAUCACGGCAACAGUAGUUAUCAGUGUUCUAAUCUGAUCUGACUGCCACUAAAUGUCCAAUCAGGCUAAAGUCGUGCUUCAAAUGGCCACCCCCCCUUUUGGGGCGAUUUCAGUCAGGUUGAAAAUCGCCCAGAAGUCUGUCAUAGACUCCCAUGUAAAAUCUAUUUUUUUCAAAUUUCAGAGCUUUCAAUACAAUCUCUAUGGGUUUCUGAGGGCUUGCACUUACGCGCUUUCGUCAUACGUAACGUAACCAUGAACGUAACUAAGAAAAUAGCGGGUAGCAGCGUCUCUGUUGCGACCUGCAGUGUGGCGUUAUCUUAUGUUUUUAAUUUGUACACUUAGUGGCGUUAUUUUAUGUUUUUAAUUUGUACACUUAGUUUACAAACAUUCUGCCAACCAUGGAUUUCCAGUGGUGGGUUUUGGACUGAUCUUGUUGAUCGUGUACAUACCCGCUACGAACGGACUAAAUAAUGAAAACGCUGCUGGCAGCGGAAUCCAAUACAGCAGAACAAACUUCCCUUACCCACCACCUUGCUGAUUAAUGCCCAGUCACUGAGGGGGAAAGCGGAUGAGUUGUCAGCGAAUCUGCGCUUCCAACACGAAUAUCGGGAGGCCUGUUUGCUGGCAUUUACUGAGACUUGGCUGGAUGACAGAGUCCCGGACAGAGAAGUGGAGCCGGCCGGCUUCACCCUGGUCAGAGCGGACCGCGAUCUGACAGUCACAGGGAAAAUCGAUCCUGGUAAGAGAGCGACUCUGUACCCCCGACAUUGAACUGCUUUCUGUGUCACUGCGACCUUACUAUCUGCCCCGUGAGUUCCCCCAAUUGUUUGUUACCGUUGUGUACAUUCAACCAAAAGCUAAUAUAACAAAGGCAUCAGAGAUUAUUUAUAAUCUGUCACAGAAACUGGAAUCCAUCUCCCCAGAUCAGUCAAUAAAUGCUUCUGGUAUUGAUUUAUAUGCUGCCCCUGUCUUCAUGUUGUUGCUGGACAUAUCUUUUUUUAAAUGUGUGUAGGUCACCUAAAUCAUCAGAAAAAUUGCCCCCCCUGAGAAUUUUUUCAGGAGCCGCCACUGCUCUGGAGCAGUAGAAAUGCGUUCUCUGUAGUGAUGAAUCACGCUUCACCAUCUGGCAGUCCAACGGACGAAUCUGGGUUUGGGGGAUGCCAGGAGAACGCUACCUGCCCGAAUGCAUAGUGCCAACUGUAAAGUUUGGUGGAGGAGGAAUAUUGGUCUGGGGCUGUUUUUCAUGGUUCGGGCAAGGCCCCUUAAUUACAGUGAAGGGAAAUCUCAACGCUACAGCAUACAAUGACAUUCUAGACGAUUCUGUGCUUCCAACUUAGUGGCAACAGUUUGAGGAAGGCGUUUUCCUGUUUCAGCAUGACAAUGCCCCCAUGCACAAAGCGAGGUCCAUACAGAAAUGGUUUGUCGAGGUCAGUGUGGAAGAACUUGACUGGCCUGCACAGAGCCCUGACGUAACCCCAUCGAACACCUCUGGGAUGAAUUGGAACACCGACUGCGAACCAGGCCUAAUCGCCCAACAUCAGUACCCGACCUCACUAAUGUUCUUGUGGCUGAAUGGAAGCAAGUCCCUACAGCAAUGUUCCAACAUCUAGUGGAAAGCCUUCCCAGAAGAGUGGUGGCUGUUACAGCAGCAAAGGGGGGACCAACUCCAUAUGAAUGAUUUUUGGAAUGAGAAUUUCAACGAGCAAGUGUCCACAUACUAUUGGUAAUCUAGUGUACCUUAAUAGAAAAUGACUCAAGUAAAAGUGAAAGUCACCCAGUAAAAUACUACUUGAGUAGAAGUCUAAAAGUAUCUGGUUUUAAAUGUACAUCAAAUUCCUUAUAUUAAUAAGCAAACCAGAUGACACGAUUCUCUCGUUUUUUAUUUAUUUACAGACAGCCAGGGGCACAGUCCAACGCUUGGACAUAAUUUACAAACAUUGUUUGUGUUUAGUCCGCCAGAUCAGAGGCAGUAGGGAUGACAAGUCGUUAUAUUGUGCGUGAAUGCGUGAAUUGGCCCAUAUUGCUGUCCUGCCUGAGCAUUCUACAUGUAACGAGUAGUUUUGGGCAUCAGGGAAAAUGUAUGGGAGUAAAAAGUACAUAUUUUUUUAGGAAUGUAGUGGAGUAAAAUUUGUCAAAAAUAUUAAUUGUAAAGUAAAGAUACCCAAAAAAACAUAUUUUAACUUAGUUUACGCCACUGCUUUGUGGUUAUGACAGCGUUCCAGGAUGUCUUUUUUGCAGUCACGCCGCACAUCUCAGAUCAAAUCAAAUGUAUUUAUAAAGCCCUUUUUACAUCAGCAGAUGUCACAAAGUGCUUUUACGGAAACCCAGUCUAAAACCCCAAACAGCAAGCAAUGUAGAUGUAGAAGCACAGUGGCUAGGAAAAACUCUCUAGAAAGGCAGGAACCUAGGAAGAAACCUAGAGAGGAACCAGACUCUGAGGGGUGGCCAGUCACCUUCUGGCUGUGCCGGGGGGAGAUUAUAAGAGUACAUGGCCAUUAAGACCAGAUUGUUCUUCAAGAUGUUCAAACGUUCAUAGAUGACCAGCAGGUCAAAUAAUAAUGAGAGUGGUUGUAGACGGUGCAACAGGUCAGUACCUCAGGAGUAAAUGUCAGUUGGCUUUUCAUAGCCGAGCAUUCAGAGGUCGAGACAGCAGGUGCGGUAGAGCGAGAGAGGGAGAGAGCGAGAGGGAGAGUCGAAAACAGCAAGUCCGGGACAAGGUAGCACGUCCGGUGAACAGGUCAGGGUUCCAUAGUGGCAGGCAGAACAGUUAAAACUGGAGCAGCAGCACGACCAGGUGGACUGGGGACAGCCAGGAGUCAUCAGGCCAGGUAGUCCUGAGGCAUGGUCCUAGGGCUCAGGUCUUCCAGGGGGGGAGGGAGAGAGGGGGAAAGAGAGAGAAUUAGAGGGAGCAUACUUAAAUUCACCAGAAAAGACAGGAUAAUUAUACCAGAUAUAACAGACUGACCCUAGCCCCCCGGCACAUAGACUAUUGCAGCAUAGAUACUGGAGGCUGAGACGGGGGGGGGGGCCAACCAGGCAGGAUAUAACCCCACUCACUUUGCCAAAGCACAGCCCCCACACUGCUAGAGGGAUAUCAACAGAUCACCAACUUACUACCCUGAGACAAGGCUGAGUAUAGCCCAAGAAAUUCUCCUCAACCGCACAAGCCCGAGGGGGCGCAAAACCGGACAGGAAGAUCACGUCAGUGACUCAACCCACUCAAGUGACGCACCCAUCCUAGGGACGCGCAUGGAAGAGCACUAGUAAGCCAGCGACUCAGCCCCCGUAAUAGGGUCAGAGGCAGAGAAUCCCAGUGGAGAGACGGGAGGCGGCAAGGCAGAGACAGCAAGGGCAGUUCAUCGCUCCAGUGCCUUGCCGCUUACCUUCGCACCCCUGGGCCAGACUACACUCAAUCAUAGGACCUACUGAAGAGAUGAGUCUUCAGUAAAGACUUAAAGGUUGAGACCGAGUCUGCAUCUCUCACAUGAAUAAGCAGACCAUUCCAUAAAAAUGUUGCUGUAUAGGAGAAAGCCCUGCCUCCAGCUGUUUGCUUAGAAAUUCUAGGGACAAUAAGGAGGCCUGCGUCUUGUGACCGUAGCGUACGUGUAGGUAUGUAUGGCAGGACCAAACCGGAGAGAUAGGUAGGAGCAAGUCCAUGUAAUGCUUUGUAGGUUAGCAGUAAAACCUUUAAAUCAGCCCUAGCCUUAACAGGAAGCCAGUGUAGAGAGGCUAGGACUGGAGUAAUAUGCUCAGAUUUUGGGGUUCUAGUCAAGAUUCUAGCAGCCGUGUUUAGCACUAACUGAAGUUUAUUUAGUGCUUUAUCCAGGUAGCCGGAGAGUAGAGCAUUGCAGUAGUCUAAUCUCGAAGUGACAAAAGCAUGGAUUCGUUUUUAUGCAUAAUCUUUGCACAAAACUUUUAGGAUUUUUGCAAAGUUACGAAGAUGGAAAAAAGCUGCCCUUGAAACAUUCUUGAUAUGUUCGUCAAAAGAGACGAUUACUAUAUCAUAUUCAUGUGGUCCAGAGACGUUAAAAACGUCCCUAGGUUUUGUUAGAUCUGAUAAUCUGCACAGCAUGACUGCAAUAAAGAUGACCUGGAAGGCAUCCUUUAUAUGGGGUUUGCAUGCUGACUGCUUUUCCCUAGUACCCUCUGUUCCAGAGUAUGACCCGGUCUUGCUGCUAUGUGCCUUUUUCAUUCAGACUUGACUUGGCCCUACUAUGUCUGUACUGUUUCAGCCAGAGAAACAGACAUAGAGGUGUCUAAUGUGUGGGAGUGACAGUAGAACAUACAGAAUAACUCCCUGAGCCCUUCAUCUGAGUGACACUUGUGUCUCUUCCCCCAGGUCGGGAGUAUGAGGGCUUCCAGCCACAGUGGUUCCACAAGAGGACAAACGCCAUCACUGGGGAGACAAACUUUGUGUACAAGGGUGGAUACUGGGAGGCUAAGGACAGUCAGGACUGGAGUAUGUGCUCUGAAAUCUUCUAAGCCUCAACCACACCCAUCCUACCCCAUCACUGGACUCACCCAGGCCCAGGAGACUGCUCCGCCACUGGCCCUGGAGGAAGAGGGGUCUGGGUCUGGGUGUGGACCUCUGUGUGUAUGUCUCACACAUUCACAACACAGUGUACCUCCCAACGUACACACAGAGGUAAUAUUUUUUACGGAGUCAAGGGCGAAAAGGGGCCUUUUCUAGAUCCUCCCUGACGUAACACUGAGCUGUGUGGGGGUGUGCGAGAGAGAGGGGAGAUUGAAUACAAUAGAAAAAGGGCCCCAUAGAGACUUCCAAAAGAAUCAGGUGCUCCACACACGCUACCCACAAUGUACCUUUGCUCUGCUCAGCACAUCUGUUUCUAGGGGUUUUAGUGAUUGAACAGCAACCCAUCUAAUCAGUUCUCCUGGGAUGAGAUGAAGUCCAUCCUGUCUAAUGGACGGACGGAGAGACAGAGAGACAAAAAGAACGCUAAAGACGUUUAUAGAAAGACCGUUUAUAUACACUACCGGUCAAAAGUUUUAGAACACCUACUCAUU